CUCAUGGGAUUUGUAGUCUUCUCUUGCGCGUGCGGACGCUUACAAUGGCACUAACGGAGCGCUGAAAAAGACUACAAUUCCCAGGAUGUUUCCACGCGCUGUUUCUAACAGAUGUGCAAACCUGUGUCGCUACUCUCCGUGUUGUUACGAAGAUCAUCAGUACCCGGCGGGGUUGUUUCUUCAGACGAACAAACCCUCGCGCUAUCAUUUUACUUAUUGAAGGAUGUCAGAACUCAGCGAUGAAGCGAGCGAGUCGGAGCAGCUGGGCUCGAGUCUGUCUGUGUGGCUGGCUGAUAGCGGGAGUGGUCAGGAAGAGCUCGACGUGCCACUGGACCUCCAUACCGCCUGCUCCAUCGGCCAGUACGACGUGGUUGCCGAGUGCAUUCGCAGACGCAAAGUAGACGUGGAUGGAAGGAACCUCGGCGGUUGGACACCGCUCAUGUACGCGGCGUAUAUCGGUCAUGACAACGUCGUUAACCUGCUUCUGGAAUCCGGGGUUAGUGUCAACGCUAGCACUGCUAAGGGGCUGACCCCACUAAUGCUAGCUGCUAGCUGUGGAAAUGAGAGCAUCGCUUACUUCCUGCUCCAGCAAGGGGCGGAGCUUGAGCGUAAGGACGGCCGGGGUUGGACAGCUCUUCUGCACAGCACGAGCACUGGACAUCAACAGAUGGUCAAGUUUCUCCUGGACAACAACGCAAAUGCCAACAUCAAAGAGCCUGUGUUUGGGUUCACCCCACUAAUGGAGGCUGCAGCAUCAGGCCACGAGAUCAUUGUCCAGUAUCUUCUUGACCGUGGUGCACGAGUCGAGGAGAGGAACUUCAGAGGCGAGACGUCGAGAGUUUUAGCCAUGAUGUACGGCCACACGAAGAUCGCGAGCCUCAUAGACAUGCACUGCCUGAGAGCAAAAACAGGCGCGUACGAGGAGCUGAGCUCAUCAGAGGAAGACAGCGCAGCACCAAAAGCUAGGUCAAGCCGCAGCAGAGCCAGAGGCCCGAGCAUACACGACGGCCCACAGGCCAUAGCUCGCUUUAAAGUCACCCCCAAACAUGAUCCGGCGUUGGCUCCGCCUGGCUACGUGACGUUCCGUGACGUGGGCGAACAGAACGAGGGCAUCUGCAACCGUGACGUCACUUCCCCCAUUAACGAACUGGACGGCCAGAGCAACAGCAGUCGAGAUGAGCUGUUCUUUGAUAAUGACAUGCCAACAAUACGGAGCAGCAGCAGCAGCAGCGAGGGUCUGCCCCGCCUCCUCGGCCUCAGCAGGGAAGCAUCGCUAGAGAGCAACGAGGACUCAGAUCAGGCGAAGAGGAGCUGCCCCCGGCGACCCAACAAGCCCCAUCACUCCAAGGCCAAGAAUCGUCAUAGUAACAGCGACUCUGCUGGGAAUUAUGGGACGGCGGCUCAGUCCGGACCUCUCCCGUCUUAUACAGGCCCCAAGGACCUGGCAGAAUUCCUGGAGCAGAUAGGCUUUAGUAAAUAUCUCCCUUUGCUAGAGGAGCAGGAUAUCGACCUGAGAAUCUUCCUCACACUGACUGAAAACGAUCUCAAAGAAGUGGGCAUCACGUUGUUUGGCCCCAAGAGGAAGAUGACGUCAGCAAUAGCCCGUUGGCAUAGUAACGCCCGGCCACCAAGCGACUCGUUAGAGCAGGCGUACGCUGACAAACUCGAGGCCGAGAUGCAGGAGUUGGCUAUUCAGCUCCAUAAGCGCUGUGUCGAGGUGGAGUCCCUACAGGGCCAGGUCUCUCAGGAGAAGGAGCUGCGCACCGUGAUGGAGGGCUGUCUGAUGGAGGAGAAGAUGGCAUGGAGGGGCGUGCAGGCGGAGCUACGGGAGAGCGUCAAGCAAAUCCAGGGCCUGAACAGCACACUUAACACACUGCGAAGCACACACACGCAGCUCACACAGGCUACGGGGAAAGACGGUGGUGCUGUGUACUCGGAGAUGCUCUCCAAAAUGGAGUCAUGUGAGGAAAAACUAGCUGACAGCCUGAAAUCACUCUGCCAGAGUCUACAGCAUCUCUGUACUCCAGAGAAAAGCUCCAACAGCUGGCAAGGAGAAUCCUAGCACCCGUUUCAACUGCAGAGUUUCACUGACGGAGGGUGAACACACCACCCUGAACACAUGAACACGCCGAACUGCCGGAGCUGGCCAAAGAGGAGCGAGAGACAGAGAGAGACAGAGAGAGAGAGGUGGAGUUGUUGAAAAAUGAUCAGUCAGAGAAAGAACAAUGGAUAAAGAUGAAAAAAAGGGUAUGCAAGGUAGUAAAUCGACAAGCAGGUGAGUGGCCGAAGCUCCUCCCACACCUGCACUCCAGUCAGACUCGACAGUGCAUCACGGAAAUAAAAGAUGAAGACAAUCAAUCUGUAAACGUGGGGAGAACGAGAAACAUUCCUCACACACGACAGACAGAACACAGCGUGGACUCAGUAGCACGACGCGAUGCAAUGCUGUACUACAAAUCAAACCUCUGAGAAUUAUAUAGCGUAUGUGUUUGUUUAUAUAGAAAUUGAAUGAACUGAAUUGAAGCGUUCACACAAGGUAAAAAAAUAAAAUAAGUACACCUGAUGGAAAUUGUUGGCUUUUUUUUUUUUUGGGACAUAUUUGGACAAGAAAACCUUUGAUCAUGUUUGAAACAGUGCCUAUUAAUGAAGUCGAUACAUUUAUUAACAUUUAUUUAACAGAAAUAUCAAUAAAUGUGAUAUUCUUCUGAGGAAAAAGUAAGCACACCCUUGGUCUCCGAAGCUAGUAUUGCCUCCUUUAGGAGAAAUAACUUCUUGUAGGUGUUUUGUAUAACUGUCCACCAGGCUUGCUGGAAUUUAUGACCACGCUUGCAUGCCAUAUUCUUUCAGUUGCAAGAUGUUUGAGGGUUUUCUUGGUAUGAUGAUGACACCACACAUUCAAUAACAAAGGGAACACCAGACACUAGAUAUAAGAGAGGUAUAAAUAAGACUGGUUCUAAUCACUGGCUCCUUGAACACCUGAUUCAAAUUUUAUGGAUUUGAAGGUGUGAUAAAUGUAGGGGUGUACUUACUUUUUCCAUGUGACUGAUUUGUUUUUUGUUCAUUUAAAUUGUAAAAAUGACCACAAAAGG
Molecule: messenger RNA, 3089 nt
Organism: Ictalurus punctatus (channel catfish)
Lineage: Eukaryota; Metazoa; Chordata; Actinopteri; Siluriformes; Ictaluridae
Gene: anks3
Product: ankyrin repeat and sterile alpha motif domain containing 3
Exons: 16
Coding region: 224-2062 (612 amino acids)
Cellular component (GO): cilium
Molecular function (GO): protein binding
Source: RefSeq, a predicted model, not a curated record